AUGAAACUUGCCGAACGCUUGCAAUUGAAAAGUACACCUAGGCUGAAAUUUCUUCACCGACCACAGUUUGGCAUACAGCGACGAAAUUGA
Messenger RNA from Geodia barretti, 90 nucleotides. The record is from the annotation of a GenBank genome assembly. NCBI's taxonomy places the organism in Eukaryota, Metazoa, Porifera, Demospongiae, Tetractinellida, Geodiidae.